This is a messenger RNA of Pteronotus mesoamericanus, 4562 nucleotides long. RefSeq names its product ANKH inorganic pyrophosphate transport regulator (gene ANKH). The record is from RefSeq and is a predicted model, not a curated record. Gene Ontology annotation, cellular component: plasma membrane. NCBI's taxonomy places the organism in Eukaryota, Metazoa, Chordata, Mammalia, Chiroptera, Mormoopidae. The transcript has 13 exons. Gene Ontology annotation, biological process: phosphate ion transmembrane transport. The coding region runs from base 449 to 2077 and encodes 542 amino acids. Gene Ontology annotation, molecular function: phosphate transmembrane transporter activity.
UCCCGCCCCGGGGCUGCCGGCGGUGUCCGCGCCUCCCCGCCCGCCCCGAUUUCCUCCGCGCAGUGGCGGCGGUGGUGGCGGCGGCGGCGCCUCGUGCGUGCGGUUAUUUAUUUAUUUCCGGGCUCCAGAGCGCUUAUAAUGGAGCCGCUGUCAGCAGAACCUUCUGCCGCCGCCACCGCCGCCGCCGCCACCGUCCCUCCUCUUUUUUUUCCCGGCAGAUCUUUGUUGUGUGGGAGGGCAGCAGGGAUGGACUUGAGCUUGCGGAUCUCCUGCUAGAGCCGCCGCGCUUGGAAGAGGGCGCCGCCGUCGCCGCCGCCGCCCCGAGGCCCCGCCGGAGCCGGCCUGCGUCCGCCCGCACCCCUGCCCACUCGGCCCACCCGCCCCGCGCUUCCCGGCAGAGUCCCCUCGUGGCGGCAGAUGUGUGUGGGGUCAGCCCACGGUGGGGACUAUGGUGAAAUUCCCGGCGCUCACGCACUACUGGCCCCUGAUCCGGUUCCUGGUGCCCCUGGGCAUCACCAACAUAGCCAUCGACUUCGGAGAGCAGGCCUUGAACCGGGGCAUCGCGGCUGUCAAGGAGGAUGCGGUGGAGAUGCUGGCCAGCUACGGGCUGGCCUAUUCCCUCAUGAAGUUCUUCACAGGUCCCAUGAGUGACUUUAAAAACGUGGGCCUGGUGUUUGUGAACAGCAAGCGGGACAGAACCAAAGCUGUCCUGUGCAUGGUGGUGGCCGGAGCCGUCGCCGCCGUCUUUCACACCCUGAUAGCUUAUAGUGACCUAGGCUACUACAUUAUCAAUAAGCUGCACCAUGUGGACGAGUCAGUGGGGAACAAAACGAGAAGGGCCUUCCUGUAUCUUGCUGCCUUCCCUUUCAUGGAUGCGAUGGCAUGGACCCAUGCUGGCAUUCUCUUAAAACACAAGUAUAGCUUCCUGGUGGGAUGUGCCUCAAUCUCAGAUGUCAUAGCUCAGGUUGUUUUUGUAGCCAUCUUGCUUCACAGUCACCUGGAGUGCAGAGAACCCCUGCUCAUCCCAAUCCUCUCCCUGUACAUGGGCGCACUUGUGCGCUGUGCCACCCUGUGCCUGGGCUACUACAGGAACAUCCACGAUAUCAUCCCCGACCGGAGCGGGCCGGAGCUGGGGGGAGAUGCAACAAUAAGAAAAAUGCUGAGCUUCUGGUGGCCACUGGCUCUCAUCUUGGCCACACAGAGAAUCAGCAGGCCUAUUGUCAACCUUUUUGUGUCCCGGGACCUUGGUGGCAGUUCUGCAGCUACAGAGGCAGUGGCAAUUUUGACAGCCACGUACCCCGUGGGUCACAUGCCAUAUGGCUGGUUGACGGAAAUCCGCGCUGUCUACCCUGCUUUUGACAAGAAUAACCCCAGCAAUAAACUGGUGAGCACAAGCAACACAGUCACGGCAGCCCACAUCAAGAAGUUCACGUUCGUGUGCAUGGCCUUGUCACUUACGCUCUGUUUUGUGAUGUUCUGGACCCCAAACGUUUCCGAGAAAAUUUUGAUAGACAUCAUUGGCGUGGACUUCGCCUUCGCAGAGCUCUGUGUCAUUCCUUUGCGAAUCUUCUCCUUCUUCCCGAUUCCAGUCACUGUGAGGGCCCAUUUCACCGGGUGGCUGAUGACACUGAAGAAGACCUUCGUCCUGGCCCCCAGCUCCGUGCUGCGGAUCAUUGUCCUCAUCACCAGCCUCGUGGUCCUGCCCUACCUCGGGGUACACGGAGCCACCCUGGGCGUGGGCUCCCUCCUCGCGGGGUUUGUGGGAGAAUCCACCAUGGUCGCCAUAGCCGCGUUGUACGUCUAUCGGAAACAGAGAAGGGACGAGAUUAACCAGGGAGUGAAUGGAGGUGGAGAAGAGAAGGGGUCCAGGGGUAUACCUCUGGGGGAUACCACUGUGGGCCCCCCCAGCAAUGGCAGCCAGGUGGUGACAGCUGAAAUUGGCGGAGAUUUGGACCUAACCAAGAAAAAGAAGACAGAGAACGAGUCAGCCGUGGACGGGGAGGACUCGGCCAUGACGGACAUACCUCCAGCAGAGGAGGGGACAGACGUUGUGGAAAUGAGAGAGGAGAAUGAAUAAGGCCUGGGACACGGUGCUGCGGGGAUGGUCGAGAUGACACUUUUCCGCCUCAUCUCCUCUCCCACCGAGUUUUGUUCCCUUUUGGUUUUGGUAAUGAAAGAGGCCUUGAUUAAGGUUUCCUAUAAACUCCCUGGCAUACUGGGUAUGCUCACACACAGGCAGGGACCUGGGGAAUGGUCUUCGCUGUUGCUGUGUAAAAACCAACAAAACAGUUGACUUCACGCCCCCGCUUCAUGAAAACCCAAAAGAUGUAGCUGCCUCUAGUCCGAGUUGCCUCCCCUCCCCCUCGGACAGUCUCCACUCGGAACCAAAGGACUGCGGCUCUGCCAUCCAACGCCCCGUGGCCACCGCUGCCCAGCAGGCCCCACAUAGCACCCUGUCCCUUUGCAUCUCUCUUAAGAAUCAGCAGGUUACAACUUGGUUUUCUGUGAUUGGCCUCGCAGUCACAUGGCUGUGCAGAGAGAGGUAACCCAGGUGGCCUUCCACUAUGGAGUCAUCAACUGUCCACUGCACAGGUGCAGAGGGUUGGCCCGGAGGGGCCCUUCACACUGAAGAAGGGGUGUGUGAACACGCUGGGCAGCUGGAUGGGAAUAACCGCCUGUGGGAAAGUGUGAGCUGCCACAGGAGCAGCCAGCUGACAGCAUCCAAUGCUCGCAUUUCACCUGGCCCUCCCCUGGAUGCGAGUGAGCUCCCACGUCGUGCCUCGCCUUGUACAUACCCCGCUAACUGCUAACUUGAACGCCGCCGCCGUCACAAAGCGCAUCUCCAGAUUUCAGCUUCCUUCCGCAUGGCUUCCCCUGAAGGCUUGUUCUUCACUCACCUUCCUGAAGAUGGCACUAGAGCAAGGGAAAUGGAGCAUUCUAACUCUGCGUUUUAGUUUUUACAGUGAACUGAAGCUUUAAGUCAUAAUCUCAUUCUAAUGCCAGGUUGCCGUAUUGUAACUUUUGAAGUAGAUGUAAUACCUGGUUCAGCCAUUCUUAGUCAAACCGUGCAGUACAGGUAAUUCCACGUGUAUACCCCUCUCCCGCCACAGGAUAAAGCAAGACAUUUUAUAAACAAUAUCAAAGUCACUAUGUGAUAUUCCCUGAGAUGACACAUUUGAAAUCCAUUUAGUGCAGUAUAUUUUUCUAAGUUUUGGAAAGCGGGUUUUUUCUUUAAAAAAAAAAAAUACUGACACAGUUCAGUAAAUUUGAUUUCGUCAAAAUUCCUAGACUGAAAGAACCUAGACACAAAAAAUAUUUUAAAGAUAUAAAUAUAUACUGUAUAUGUUAUGUAAUUUAUUUUAGGCUAUAAUACAUUUCCUAUUUUCUCAUUUUCAAUAAAAUGUCUCUAAUACAAUACGGUGAUUGCUUGUGUGUCAACAUACGUGCAGUUGAAACGUAUUGUAUCUAUGAACAUUGUCUCUUAUUUGUAGCAGUUUUACAAAGCCUGUCAUUUGUACAUAAAUAUAGGGAUCAGUAAAUAACAAGAGAUCUAUUUUUCAUCAUGGGUAACGGGUGUAAAUGGGUCAGCCAGUAUAGACACUGGUGAGGAUGGAAGUAGAUGCUGGAAGAGCAAAAAAGACUAAAGGAAAAGACAAGGCUUUUUGUAUUUAUUGUUUUCAGUGCUGUGUGAUCCUGUUGUUUCUCAAGGAAAAAAGAAUGUAAGAGCAUAAAGCCAGCCAUGAACAUCACAGGGUUGAAUUCAGACUUCCGGACACCCAGUGGCCCUUGGGGUGCCCACCGCAAAGACAAACCCCCUGUAGACAGGAGCGCUGAAAAUUAGGACGCAUAGCUUCAGGGUGGUUUCAGGGAAGACCUGAGAAGGUAGGAAAUAGAUCUAAUUUUAUCAGCUUUUUUUUUAAGUACAUGGCUAGAGAAUUAAACAGUAUUUUUUAACAUGGUUGAUUAUUUUAUCAGUGGGGUUAGAGUUUAAAGACAACAUUGAAUAAACUAAUUCCCUCUAAAUCGGGCAGAUCAGCUAGAGACUCCUUUGGCAACUAGUACAUAUCAUAACUUCAGACGCCCCUUCAGCGACAGAUUCACAGAGUAGGAUAUUUUAGUAGAAUUUUGGAGACACAGGAAGCAACCCCCAGCCCAUGGCGAUGGAGCUGUGACUGAAGGAUGGGUCCAAGCCCUUUGGCCUUGAAGCACAUGACCUCCCACAGUUCCUUCACUUGGGCUGCUGAAGUCCCAGCCUAUCAAACACAUACUUAACUCCUAAAGCAAAACCCAUUCCGGGCAGGUUCUCCGGCAUCUGUUCUGACCACCACGCACGGUGAAGGCAGUCAAACCAGAGAAGUGCAGGCACGUCUUCCGACUUUUCGGAGUGAGGGGCACACUUUUGACUUUGCUGACCAAAGAAACGUUCGCCCAACAGGUUUUUUUUAAUUGCACAUUGCUCUAAUGAUAGAUACCUUAGAAAGGCAUGAUACCCAUGAGGCUGUCAUGCCAGGGGCCAUGAAAAAGCCAGGUGUGACUUUCUCAAUGUACAGUGAUUGCUUGAG